Alligator mississippiensis (American alligator) is the source of this 2345-nucleotide messenger RNA. It is a transcript of the gene WDR82, whose product is annotated as WD repeat domain 82. Gene Ontology annotation, molecular function: chromatin binding; protein binding. NCBI's taxonomy places the organism in Eukaryota, Metazoa, Chordata, Crocodylia, Alligatoridae. Gene Ontology annotation, cellular component: Set1C/COMPASS complex. The coding region runs from base 367 to 1308 and encodes 313 amino acids. The record is from RefSeq and is a predicted model, not a curated record. The transcript is spliced from 9 exons.
GGCACCGCUGCGCCUCCUCGCGCCCCCGCGACGCGCUUCCGGCGCCUUUCCCCUUCCCUGCGCUCCCACAGUGCUGCGCUCCUGCGCUCGGUGCCUGCGGCUGGGACAUGGCGGACACAAUGAAUAGGAGGCGACUCGCUGUGGCCUGAACCCGGCCCGAGCGCGGGUGCUGCCAGCCGCUCUCCUCCCACCUCCAGGCGUGGCGCAGGCGCUGCGGCGGGCGCCCCUCUCCAGGCCGCGCCAGGUGGUUCUUCCCCCGCCGCUGGCCCGGGGCCCGUCCCGGCCUCCUCUCGCUCCCAGGAAUCCCGCGGAGCCGCCGCUGGGCCCUGCCCGCCCCGGCCGCUCCCCUCCGCGCGCGGCAGCGGGAUGAAGCUGACGGACAACGUGCUGCGGAGCUUCCGCGUGGCCAAGGUCUUCCGUGAGAACUCGGACAAGAUCAACUGCUUCGACUUCAGCCCCAAUGGCGAGACCGUCAUCUCCAGCAGUGACGACGACUCCAUCGUGCUCUAUGACUGCCAGGAGGGCAAACCAAAGAGAACGCUGUACAGUAAAAAGUAUGGAGUGGACCUCAUCAGGUACACACAUGCAGCCAACACUGUGGUGUACAGCUCCAACAAAAUAGAUGAUACAAUCCGAUACCUCUCACUGCAUGACAAUAAAUACAUCCGAUAUUUCCCUGGGCAUACAAAGAGAGUGGUUGCUCUCUCCAUGUCUCCAGUGGAUGAUACUUUUAUUUCUGGAUCACUUGAUAAGACCAUCCGGCUUUGGGAUCUCCGGUCUCCAAACUGUCAGGGUUUAAUGCAUCUUCAGGGGAAGCCUGUGUGCUCCUUUGAUCCAGAAGGGUUGAUUUUUGCUGCGGGAGUCAAUUCUGAAAUGGUAAAGCUUUAUGAUCUUCGUUCUUUUGACAAGGGUCCAUUUGCAACAUUUAAGAUGCAAUAUGAUCGAACCUGUGAGUGGACAGGUUUGAAGUUCAGUAAUGAUGGCAAACUUAUCCUCAUAUCAACCAAUGGUGGAUUCAUUCGACUGAUUGAUGCCUUCAAAGGAGCUGUACUGCAUACAUUUGGGGGGUAUAACAACAGUAAGGCUGUCACACUGGAGGCAUCAUUUACACCAGACUCCCAGUUCAUCAUGAUUGGUUCUGAGGAUGGAAAGAUCCAUGUCUGGAAUGGGGAGAGUGGGAUGAAGGUGGCUGUAUUGGAUGGUAAACACACAGGUCCUAUAACCUGUCUGCAAUUCAAUCCUAAAUUCAUGACCUUUGCCAGUGCAUGUUCCAAUAUGGCAUUUUGGUUGCCAACCAUAGAUGACUAAUUCUGAAAUGAGAACCGCCAUUGUGUGAUUUUCAUACUGUAAAUUGCCUCAUAUUCUUGAAGAGAUAGUAUUGGAAUUGCCUUGUUCUCCUGGACUUUUCGUGUUUGUCUUGAAACUUUUCAAUUGCUGCAUUGCUUCACAAGGACCCCCUCCAUUUUGACCUUCUGCAGUCUGAUUAUACCAUAUUCAGAAGCUGUGUGAAACACCUUAUGUCCCUGCUUUCCAACUAUUGCUCAGCAGGUUUAAGUUGAACCUGUAACUGACACAGCGUUACUUUUGAGCAAGUGAGAGUGGAACAAUGGAAUCUAAUUUGUGAAAGGUUUGCUGCAGUCUUUAAGGCAUAAUAGUGUGUUCUCUUUUUUUCCUGUAAACACACAAGGUUAUUGAUGUUCUGGGGUGGGACGUCCAUUACCAUCUUGCACUGCAUGUUUUAUAAUAUGUGAAAUCUCUACAGUAUCGCCCAAAACUUUUGUGCCAAACGCAAACAGACUCUCAGUUUUUUAAACUCAAACGUUAAUGCAGAGUGCUUUUUGUUAUCAAACACUUGUCCAGUAGAAGUGCAUGUCUGCGUGUAUGCAUCACUGCACCCAUCACCAUGUUAUGGUGCUCUAGUGUCUGGCAAACCAUAAAGGUUUUGCCCACUGGCAGAGAGAGCCUGAAGCUUCCUUUCUGCCUUGUUCAUAAUCCAGGGCUCUCAGAGUAUUGAAGAGUGUCCCAAGCAAUAAAGAAAGCUGUCACCAGGAAGAUGAUGAAACAGUAGUUUUCUCUUGCAUCAUCUUCCUGUAUCAUGCUGGUUGAUCUUAUUUGUAAAUAUUGGGGGGCGGGGGGGGGGGUGUCAUAUUUUUUUACUUAUAGAUAUUAGAGUAUGAUGUGGGCCGGUGUUGUGGAUUGAGUCCAGGCUCUUUAACCUUUCUUGUUGAACCUUUGCAGUUUUCUCCUCCAGUUCUGUAAAUAAACUCCAUUAAAUUCUCCCCCAAACAAGGACCCAGUCCUGCAUCCCUUUUAUUAAUAAACUUUCCACAGAAGUGUUUAUUCUA